UGUUUUAGCUGGCUGUGUGCAGGCGGGAGGGAGGGGGCGGGCGGAGCGGCCGGUGGCCGGGUUCGCUCCCGGAGCGUGGCGCACGGUGUGCGGGGGCGGUGGAGCACGCAAGCGGCUUCGAGGUGUAGCCUCAGCGGGCACGGAUGCCCGGGGUGCACCCUUCCACCGGCUGUUGGCCAGGGACAGCAGGAUCCUGGUGAGGAUGCACCGUUCCCCAGUCUUGGACAGUCUUCAGUAUGGUCACUGGUCCAUUUGACUCACAGCUACCUCGAACGAUCUGCUGGAAAAUUGAUGCUCUAGAUGAACUCCUGUCAUGGACUGGAGGCCCCUUCUUGAAGAAUGGCGACUAACAAUGCUGGCACCUCCAUGUCCAAAUUGAACCCGCAGGAGGGCGCGCGGAACAAGUGUUAAAACUACAACUCCCAGCUUCCCGCGCGCCGCCGGCUCACUUCCGCAGUCAGCAAACAAGAUGGCGGCGUCCGAAGAGCACGAUUCUCCGGCCGAAGGCCUCGAGUCAGCGGCGGUGGAAGAGGAGGAACCUAAAACAUUUAAAGAUCUGGGCGUGACCGAUGUCUUGUGUGAAGCCUGUGACCAAUUGGGCUGGACGAAGCCCACCAAAAUCCAGGUGGAAGCGAUUCCCUUGGCUUUACAAGGUCGUGAUAUCAUUGGGCUGGCGGAAACCGGCUCUGGGAAAACAGGGGCCUUCGCUCUGCCCAUUCUGAAUGCGCUGCUGGAGACGCCACAGCGAUUGUUCGCCCUGGUCCUCACCCCAACCCGCGAGCUGGCCUUUCAGAUCUCCGAGCAGUUUGAAGCCCUGGGGUCCUCUAUCGGGGUGCACUGUGCUGUGAUUGUAGGUGGAAUUGAUUCGAUGUCCCAGUCCCUGGCCCUGGCGAAAAAACCGCAUAUAGUGAUAGCAACUCCUGGAAGAUUAAUUGACCACUUGGAAAAUACAAAAGGCUUCAAUCUGAGAGCUCUCAAAUACUUGGUCAUGGAUGAAGCAGAUCGAAUAUUGAACAUGGAUUUUGAGACAGAGGUGGACAAGAUCCUCAAAGUGAUCCCCCGGGACCGGAAGACGUUCCUCUUCUCUGCCACCAUGACCAAGAAGGUGCAAAAGCUUCAGCGGGCAGCUCUGAAGAAUCCUGUGAAGUGCGCUGUUUCCUCCAAAUACCAAACGGUGGAGAAACUGCAACAGUAUUACCUUUUCAUUCCCUCUAAGUUCAAGGAUACCUACCUGGUUUAUAUUCUAAAUGAAUUGGCUGGAAACUCCUUUAUGAUAUUCUGCAGCACCUGUAACAACACCCAGAGAACAGCUCUGUUACUCCGAAAUCUUGGAUUCACUGCCAUCCCGCUCCACGGACAGAUGAGUCAGAGCAAGCGUCUAGGAUCCCUUAAUAAGUUUAAGGCGAAGGCUCGUUCCAUUCUUCUAGCCACUGACGUUGCAAGCCGGGGUUUGGACAUACCUCAUGUGGAUGUGGUUGUCAACUUUGACAUUCCUACUCAUUCCAAGGAUUACAUCCACCGAGUAGGCCGAACAGCUAGAGCUGGGCGUUCUGGAAAGGCUAUCACCUUUGUCACUCAGUAUGAUGUGGAGCUGUUCCAGCGCAUAGAGCACCUGAUUGGGAAGAAGCUGCCUGCCUUCCCCACACAGGAUGACGAGGUGAUGAUGCUUACGGAGCGGGUGACCGAAGCACAGAGAUUUGCCCGAAUGGAGUUAAGGGAGCACGGAGAGAAGAAGAAGCGAGCGCGAGAGGAUGCUGGGGACAACGACGAUACCGAGGGAGCGAUGGGCGUGAGGAACAAGGUGGCCGGGGGCAAAAUGAAGAAGCGGAAAGGCCGUUAAUGACUUGUGUGGAGACUGAAGGGGACCCCUGGAGAGUGGGAUCUGCCAAGUGGGGCUCCUAGGACUGGCCUCGGUCGCGGGUGGGUCCUGAAGCCACCCAGCCCCCUCUUAGGGGUGUGGCUGCUGGGGAGUGUUGGUGCUGCUGCCGCUGUCAGCGUGGCUGCCCUGCUGCUGGCAUCAGUGGGCUGUGUACCCCAUGACUUCACACAGACCUGCUGCCUGUCCAGGGCCCAGUGGACCCCGUGAUCUGUAAAGUACAAAAGAAAGAAGUUUCUAUAUUUGUAAGUGAUACCUAAACUCUUAGCUUGUGUCAUCCC
Messenger RNA from Ochotona curzoniae (black-lipped pika), 2157 nucleotides. Its product is annotated as probable ATP-dependent RNA helicase DDX47. Lineage: Eukaryota; Metazoa; Chordata; Mammalia; Lagomorpha; Ochotonidae. Bases 470 to 1840 code for a protein of 456 amino acids. The record is from RefSeq and is a predicted model, not a curated record. Gene Ontology annotation, molecular function: nucleic acid binding; RNA helicase activity; ATP binding. The transcript is spliced from 14 exons.